Chelmon rostratus (copperband butterflyfish) is the source of this 1098-nucleotide messenger RNA. It is a transcript of the gene star2, whose product is annotated as steroidogenic acute regulatory protein 2. The record is from RefSeq and is a predicted model, not a curated record. Gene Ontology annotation, cellular component: mitochondrion; mitochondrial intermembrane space. Gene Ontology annotation, biological process: regulation of steroid biosynthetic process; intracellular cholesterol transport; steroid biosynthetic process. Lineage: Eukaryota; Metazoa; Chordata; Actinopteri; Chaetodontiformes; Chaetodontidae. The transcript is spliced from 7 exons. Gene Ontology annotation, molecular function: cholesterol transfer activity; cholesterol binding. Bases 11 to 862 code for a protein of 283 amino acids.
GACAGACAAUAUGCUGCCUGCUGUUGUCAAGCUCUGCUGUGGAAUCUCCUACCCACAUCUGAGGAGUAUGGCAGGACUUCAACGCACAGCUGUGGCAGUGAUAGGCCAGGAGAUCACACACCUGCAGAGAUACGGACAGAUCCAACAUCACAUGAGAGCAUGUGCUGGAUUAAAGUACAAUGAGCCCAAGCCUGAAGAUAUAAAGCCUGCACCAUCAAAAGAAGACCAGCUGUUCUAUGUGCAACAAGGCCAGGAAGCAAUGAGGAAGGCUCUCAGCAUGUUGGAGGACAAGGAAGGAUGGAAGCUUGAAAUUGCAGAGAGCAACGGGGAUGUGAUUUAUAGCAAAGUGAUGCCGGGAGCGAGGAAGGUCUUCAGGCUGGAGGCGGUCCUGGAGGGCAGCGUGGACGAACUCUACGACCUUCUGUUUGUCAGAGUGGAGGAGAUGCACCAGUGGAACCCGACCAUACAGCAUAUCAAAGUUCUGAAGCAUGUCGGACCUGCAACGAUUGUCACUCAUGAGGUUUCAGCCGAGACAGCAGGAAAUCUGAUUGGCCAAAGGGAUUUCCUGAGUGUCAGACACAGUUGCAAACAAAAGUCCAGCGCAUAUCUUGGAGGAGCAGCGAUUCAGCUAGAGUCCUUCCCACCUCAGGCAGGCUUUGUGCGAGCCGAGGACGGACCGACCUGCAUCAUCAUUCAGGCUCUGGAUGAAGAUAUGAGAAAAAGUCACAUCACGUGGCUUCUUAACAUGGACGUGAAGGGCUGGCUACCAAAGUCCAUUGUCAAUCAAGCUUUGCCCCGAGCACAACUGGAGUACACCAGACACCUCCGUGGACGCCUUGCAGCGGGCGCCGCCCUGGGCUAACUGGGCCUGUGUGACACCCACGUCACAGCAGCAACCUGUCGCCACUCACGGGGGAAGACCGGGAGACGGAGAGGCAGGGUGACAGCCCGGCUGCUCGACUGAACGCCGCCCUUUCAGCGAGAGCAGGGACGCUGCCUGGAGGAGACACUCAGCUCCAGUGCUGGCAGAGACCAGUGUCAGCAGCCCAGGGCCAGCCUGGUGGGAGGACGCUGGCUAAUAAUAGGAAUUAAUGUCAC